Messenger RNA from Peromyscus eremicus (cactus mouse), 752 nucleotides. RefSeq names its product glyceraldehyde-3-phosphate dehydrogenase-like. The transcript has a single exon. Gene Ontology annotation, molecular function: oxidoreductase activity, acting on the aldehyde or oxo group of donors, NAD or NADP as acceptor. The coding region runs from base 114 to 656 and encodes 180 amino acids. NCBI's taxonomy places the organism in Eukaryota, Metazoa, Chordata, Mammalia, Rodentia, Cricetidae. The record is from RefSeq and is a predicted model, not a curated record.
UGCCCAGUAUGUUGUGAAGGCUGCUGGUUUCUUCAACAGUAGAGAGGGCUGGAACCCACUUGAAAGAUGUUGCAGAUAGGAUCAUCAUCUCUGCCCUUUCUGCUGAUGCCCUCAUGGUUGUGAUGGGUGUGGACCAUGAGAAGUAUGAAAAUUCAAUCAAGAUUGUUAGCAACUCUUUCUGUACCACCAAGUGCCUUGCCGCUCUGGCCAAGGUCAUCCAUGACAACUUUGGUAUUGUGGAAGAACUCAUGACAACAGUCAAUGCCAUGACUUCCAUCCAGAAGAUGGUGAAGCAGGCAACCAAGAACCCACUAAAGGACAUCCCAGGCUAUAAUGAGGACCAGGUUUUUGCCUGCAACUUUAACAGUGAUACUGACUCUUCCAUCUUUGAUACUGGGGCUGGUAGUGCUCUCAAUGUCAACUAUGUAAAGAUCAUUUCUUGGUAUGAUAAUGAAUACAGCUACAGCAGCAGGGCAGUGGACCUCAUGGCCUCCAAGGACCACCUGCCACAGCAAGAACUAACGAACCAGAGAAGUCCUGGAUUAGGAAUAAGUCCCUGUACCAACUCAGCCCUCAACACUGCACUUGUCCCUCAUAGUUUCCAUCUCAAAAUUCCAGAAAAAAGAGAGGGGCUUAGAGAUCCCUUCUUUCUUUAAUAUCAUCAGUAAAGUUCACUACACUCACACACACAAAGAAAAUAGUGUUUGUUACUAUAAUGUAAAUAAUUAUGGAAAGUUGAAUAUGCCUAAUUA